UGAUAAUAUGAACACCUAUGUAUCUUGGCGAAAAUCGCAUCUGUUUCUAAACCAGUUGGGGAGUAUGUGUGAGAUGUGUUUAAAUUCUGCCUAUUUAAAAGCUAAAAGAUUGUGUGAUCGUAGCACUUAAGUGUGCAAACUAUUUGCAAUAGUUAAAGUAGAUUUUAUUUAAAAUUAAGAUAUUUUUGACUUUACAUUAAGUUGAUUUGUUUGUGAAUACAUACAUGGUUACGCUAUUGUAGCAUUUUAUUUUUGGAAAUAGCGCAACAUAUUUAUUUUGAUUCCUUCUUAAAGGGAGUUGUAUUUUACUUGUGUAGAAGUUUUUAUAUAUACAUCCUACAUGCCACUAGCAAAGAAAUUUCUGUCUAUGAUGCUUGAAAAACAGGUUUGAGUCUAAAAUUUCAUGUCACUCUUACUAUGUUGUAAACCAACUGGUUGAUCUUGUGACUGAAUGAUUCGCUCUCCAAAGUUAAUGUUUAGUUAAAAAUGUAUAUGUUAAACGUUUUUAGAUAUCGUUGGUAAUCAUUAUGUGUGCGUAUUAAUUCAUAAAUUGACAGUUCUCCAUCAGAAAUGACUCACUAAGCACUAGAUAUAGUAUAAUCUUAUGUAACGCUAUUUAAUAUUUUAUAAGUUAUAAAACAAUCUAAUUCCAAUAGUUGCCAAACAUAAAAACUAUAAUAGAUGGAUAAAAAAUGUCGUAGUGAUAGAUAGGAUUAUUGAGUGAUAUAUAAGAAAUAUUUAUUACAUUCAUACUUACUGUGUAUUUUGAAUAUGCAUAUAUGUAUGUGUCAUCCACAUUUAAAAAUAUAUGUGCAUUCGUGUAUAAAUAUAUUUGGUACAAAUUGCAAAAGUGAAGUCAUCGGUUCCAAAUCAUAUCGUUAGCAGUGUAAGGCUGUUUCAAUUUAUUUCUUAUUUUUCUUCCUAUGUGACACGUUUAUCUUAUCGGUGGAAGAAUUUAUGCUUGAAAAUGAAAUUGUGGGGAGUGCGAACGAGCUCAACAUCAACAGAAUAGCAGUUGGCGAUGGUUUAAAUGAUGCGGACGAAAAAGAAAAUAUAGUAAAAUCGAAUUUACAAUUAAAACAACUACAACUCCAACAACAUAUAAAGGAGUGUAGAACAACAAAUACAGAAAAAUCAUUCGCUCUACGUAAAGAUGCUUUUGCGAAGCGGGGCAACGAGUUUUCAGACGGAGGACAUGUUCUUAUGCUUACUCAUCACGACAACCAACAUUUUCACUUCGAAUAUGUGACCCCCAAGCAAGAUGAGAACGUGCUGGAUACAAUUUCCGUUGUGGAACAGAACACAAUAUGUUUUCAAACAGAUGAAAAACUGAACAGUGAAAAAUUAGCCAUAAAUCAUACGAAUCGAGUUCCAUUCGCGCAAAGGCAUAUGAAAGAUGGAGUUGUGGUUAAAGGGGAAUUUUCAGUUGACAACAACCCAGUAAGCAAUUUAGAUUUCGCCGCAAUGGUAGCCGAGGCUUGCGAAGGAAUUUUUGAUGAAAUCGAAAACGACUUGAGAGCAUACAAUAACAAUAGCAAUAAUAAUAGCUGUCAUGAUAAUGAAAUAUUUUCUGAUUCUGUAUGUGAUGGUGAGGAGCGUAUUGUAAAGAGAAAAAAACGAGCACAUAACUCGGAAGCGGUACAACUUGCUGCAAAUGCUGUAUUGGACGGUCGUAUGAGUUUAGGGGAGGCUGCUAAGUGUUAUAAUGUUGUGCGUUCAACCGUAUCUUCUCGUGUCGCCAAACAUCCGAAACGUAAAAGACGAAAAUCGAAUAAGGAAUUAGAGGAGCUAAUUUACAGUAAACUGAAGGCCGGUGUGCAAAUUUCGGAAAUUUCGCGCUCUUUACAUGUUCCUAAGUCAACUGUUCAUUUAUAUAAAACAAGACUGAAGAAUAACGGAUUGCUGCCCGCUGUUUGGAUUAGGAAUGGCAGUAAAGAUAUGGUUGAUCAUGGUGUUCAAGAGAGGUUAAUGCAAGCAUAUCGUGGUCAUAUUGUAAACGGAAUGUCGGUACGUUUCGCUGCUGAGUUUUUCUCGUUACCGCUCACAACCUUAUGGCGAUACAUAAAACGCAGAAAAGGUCCCACAGUGAAUAACAUUGACGAUGACAUUAACAAAUUUGAAAAUGAAGAAUCCACUGAGAAAAAAAGUUGUGUUAACAACGCUUCAAAUGACUUUGACGAUUUAGAAUUUGAAGAGAAUCUGCAUGUUAAUGAAAUGAACUCUCCUCGAUCAUAUCCUACAGGACUGGGAACAGUUUUUGAAAAAGAAGAACAAACGAUAGAACAAUCUUUAUUAAAUCAACUGUUAGAGUAACAUAAUGUUAUAAAUUGUAUUAGAUCUCAAUAGUUGAAAUUGUAUUGUUAAAAAGAAAAUUAAAUAAAUAAAAAAAAAUCGAGAAUAUUUUGUGUCGAUUUUUAAUAAA
This is a messenger RNA of Bactrocera neohumeralis, 2422 nucleotides long. It is a transcript of the gene Clic, whose product is annotated as chloride intracellular channel exc-4. The transcript is spliced from 2 exons. The record is from RefSeq and is a predicted model, not a curated record. Gene Ontology annotation, biological process: chloride transport. Gene Ontology annotation, cellular component: apical plasma membrane; cytoplasm. Bases 958 to 2313 code for a protein of 451 amino acids. Lineage: Eukaryota; Metazoa; Arthropoda; Insecta; Diptera; Tephritidae. Gene Ontology annotation, molecular function: DNA binding; chloride channel activity.